Phoenix dactylifera (date palm) is the source of this 1917-nucleotide messenger RNA. It is a transcript of the gene HDA08, whose product is annotated as histone deacetylase 8. Gene Ontology annotation, molecular function: histone deacetylase activity. The record is from RefSeq and is a predicted model, not a curated record. Lineage: Eukaryota; Viridiplantae; Streptophyta; Magnoliopsida; Arecales; Arecaceae. Gene Ontology annotation, biological process: epigenetic regulation of gene expression.
ACGAGUCCGCUGCUCAGACCCUGACGCCAUUGGAGCCCCCCAUUUAGCUCUCGAACCCUCCUCCCCAAAACCCUAAUCUCCGAUUCCAUAACCCCCGGCUCCCCCGAUCCAUCGCCAUGACUCCGCGAUCCUCUUCUCCUCCUCCCGAUCUCAUCCACGUCUUCUGGCACGAGGGCAUGCUCGCCCACGACGCCGGCACCGGCGUCUUCGACACCGGCAUCGACCCUGGUUUCCUCGAGGUCUUGGAGAAGCAUCCGGAGAACGCGGACCGGGUAAGGAACAUGGUCUCUAUCCUCCGCAAAGGCCCCAUCGCCCCCUUCAUCUCGUGGCACUCUGGUCGGCCCGCCCACGUCUCCGAGCUCCUCUCUUUUCACUCCCCAGAAUACAUAGAGGAACUUGCACAAGCCAAUGGAGCUGGAAGCAAAGAGCUCUGUGCUGGAACUUUUCUGAACCCUGGGUCCUGGGGUGCUGCCCUUCUGGCUGCUGGAACCACAUUAUCAGCAAUGAAGUAUAUAUUAGAUGGACACGGGAAGCUUGCUUAUGCUUUAGUACGUCCGCCUGGUCAUCAUGCACAGCCUUGUCAAGCUGAUGGUUACUGCUUUCUAAAUAAUGCUGGGCUUGCAGUACAACUUGCUCUAGAUUCUGGCUUCAGAAAGGUUGCCGUAAUUGACAUUGAUGUCCAUUAUGGCAAUGGCACAGCUGAAGGAUUUUAUCGCUCAGAUAAUGUUCUUACUAUCUCCCUUCACAUGAAUCAUGGUUCCUGGGGUCCAUCACAUCCUCAGAGUGGCUCCAUUAAUGAAGUUGGUGAAAGCAAUGGAUUUGGGUACAAUCUGAAUAUUCCUUUACCUAAUGGAACAGGGGAUGAAGGGUAUGCAUAUGCAAUGAAAGAAUUGGUUUCUCCAGCUGUUCAAGUAUUCGAACCCAUGCUAAUUGUUUUGGUUGUUGGUCAGGAUUCUAGUGCGUUUGAUCCAAAUGGAAGGCAAUGCCUGACAAUGGAAGGUUACAGGAAGAUUGGGCAAAUUGUUCGCAGAUUGGCUGAUACCUCUACCGAUGGAUGCAUCCUGAUUGUUCAGGAAGGAGGGUAUCAUGUAACAUACUCAGCUUACUGUCUCCAUGCAACACUAGAAGGUGUUCUUAAACUUCCAGCUCCGCUACUAUCAGACCCUAUUGCUUAUUACCCUGAGGACAAGGCAUACACUGUCAAAGUUGUUGAUGCCAUCAAGAAAUAUUGGAAAGAAUCCAUUCCAUUCUUGAAGGAUCUUUACAGAGAUUAAGUGGUGCUGCUGUGUUGAUGGUUUUGUAAAAGAAUUUUUUGGAAGGAAAUACUAAAGAGGGUAAGCCUUGGUAACCUGUGAGAUUGCUUAAUCGUGACUUGGAGGUCACGGUUUCAGAACACAGAAACAGCCUACACAUUGGGCUGUUCUUUUACUAUUUCCUCCAGGUCCGACGAGCUGAUUUUAUUCUGAACUUCUCUUGUGACAUGCGAUAUUUUGUGGAUACGUCCCCUUUUCAUAUGCCGGCUUCCUCUUUUAUAUCAGGCAGCUCUGUAAAUGGUGUGGUAGUUUGAGUGGAGUCAGGGAACUGAAUUUGACACAGGAUUUAAGUAAAUCAACCCAUUGUCUCGACUGGGAGGCUAAACUGAACAACUUUCUUUAAUUCAGUACCGUUUUUGGAUGUAAUAAUAUCUUCAUUAGUAAGCCUAGACAGAAGGGGAUGGAGGAAUGCGGAGCACUACCACAAUAUAUAAUUCUAGGAACUUGCUCUUUCUUUUGUUUAGGCAUGUACUGUUUCAUCUGCAAUAUAGUGAGGUGAAAAUAUAUUAUGUCGUACUUUUCUUAAGUAGAUCAUUUUGAUGUACAUAUGUUGAUCUUGUGCAAUUUGUAAGUAAAAUAUAUACUUUUCUUUUGGCACUAGUUA